Molecule: messenger RNA, 4753 nt
Organism: Spinacia oleracea (spinach)
Lineage: Eukaryota; Viridiplantae; Streptophyta; Magnoliopsida; Caryophyllales; Amaranthaceae
Product: ABC transporter D family member 1
Exons: 27
Coding region: 420-4430 (1336 amino acids)
Biological process (GO): fatty acid beta-oxidation; peroxisome organization; very long-chain fatty acid catabolic process
Cellular component (GO): peroxisomal membrane
Molecular function (GO): ATP binding; ATP hydrolysis activity; long-chain fatty acid transmembrane transporter activity
Source: RefSeq, a predicted model, not a curated record
UUUCCCAGAAUUAUUUCAUAUUAUUAUUGUUAUUCAGUGUUUGUUAGAUUGUUUUGCUUUCAUUCCCAAAUAUGUGGUAAAAAAUUUCUAGGGUUUAUCCUGUUUUUAAUUUUAUUUUGGGGGAAUUCCAUCGAUUUAUUUCUUGCGGAUUCAGCUGAUUCAAAAGUGAACACAAUAGAGUAUAAAAGAUUGAUUGAUUGGCGCGGUUAAGCUGAAGAUUAGGUGAGGAGAUAUCCAAAGUUUAAGUGAAGAUAUUUGUGUCACUGUUGGAAUGCCAGCUCCUACUUCGUGAAGGGGAGAUUCGUGUUAUGAUCAUCAUGUUCUUUUGUUGCAUAUCACAGCAUUUUCGACGACCUUAGCCUUGGGAGCAGACAAAGCUGCAGUGAGUACCGUUGAUAGAGAAGUUAUCAUCUUCAAAGAUGCCUUCCCUCCAACUUUUGCAAUUAACAGAGCAUGGACGCAGUUUUCUUGCGUCCAGAAGGAAGUCUUUACUGCUGGCUACUGGUAUUUUAGUAGCAGGUGGAACAGCUGCAUAUAUGCAAUCAAGAUUGAGCCAUAAGCGGACAGAUUCUAUUGGUCAUUGCAAUGGGCCUGGUAGUUUGACAGAGGGUUCUGAAAAUGACGUUUCAAAGCUUACUGCAUAUAAGGGAAAGAAACAAAAGAAGAAUGCAUUGAGAUCUCUUCAGGUUUUAGCAGCGAUUCUUCUGUCACAUAUGGGUAGGAGGGGUGCUCGUGACCUUCUAGCUUUGGUGUCUGUUGUGGUGUUACGUACUGCUGUAAGCAAUAGACUGGCCAAAGUGCAAGGAUUUUUGUUCAGAGCAGCUUUUCUACGCCGUGUACCAUCCUUUUUGAGACUAAUAAUUGAAAAUGUUAUUUUGUGUUUCCUUCUAUCAACUGUGCAUUCUACGUCAAAUUACAUAACAGGGACUUUAAGCUUACGGUUCAGGAAAAUACUGACGAAGCUUAUCCAUACGCAUUAUUUUGAGAAUAUGGCUUACUACAAAAUAUCCCAUGUGGAUGGCCGGGUAACUAAUCCAGAACAAAGGAUUGCUAGUGAUGUUCCGAAGUUCUGCUCCGAAUUAAGUGACCUUGUGCAGGAGGAUCUAAUUGCAGUUACAGAUGGGAUACUGUAUACUUGGCGCCUAUGUUCUUAUGCCAGUCCAAAAUAUAUAUUCUGGAUUUUGGCUUAUGUACUGGGAGCAGGGACCAUGAUUAGAAACUUUUCUCCUGCGUUUGGCAAACUAAUGUCUAACGAACAACAAUUGGAGGGGGAAUAUAGGCAGCUUCAUUCUCGAUUGAGGACCCACUCAGAAAGUAUAGCAUUUUACGGGGGAGAAGCUAGAGAAGAGUUUCAUAUUCAGCAAAAAUUUAAGACACUAGUAAAUCAUAUGGGUGUUGUCAUUCAUGAUCAUUGGUGGUUUGGUAUGAUCCAGGAUUUCUUGCUGAAGUAUCUUGGUGCCACUGUAGCUGUUGUUUUAAUAAUCGAACCCUUUUUUUCUGGCAAUUUGAGGCCUGAUUCUUCAACGCUAGGACGUGCUGAGAUGUUAAGCAAUCUUAGAUAUCAUACUAGUGUUAUCAUUUCGCUUUUUCAGUCGUUGGGUACUCUGUCAAUCAGCUCAAGACGACUCAAUCGUCUCAGUGGUUAUGCAGACCGAAUUCACGAGCUAAUUGCUGUAUCUCGAGAGCUUGGUUUUCGUGAUAGUUCUUCUUCUCAGAGAAAUGGAAGUAGAAAUUUUUUUAGUGAAGCCAAAUACAUCGAAUUUUCAGAUGUGAAGGUUGUUACCCCAUCUAACAAUACGUUAGUGGAAAACUUGACGCUGAAAGUUGAACCAGGAUCGAACCUUCUGAUUACAGGCCCAAAUGGUAGCGGUAAAAGCUCACUUUUCCGAGUUUUAGGAGGACUUUGGCCUCUAGUGUCUGGACAUAUCGCAAAGCCUGGAGUUGGAUCUGAUCUUAAUAAAGAGAUAUUUUAUGUGCCACAGCGACCAUAUACAGCUGUUGGCACUCUUCGGGAUCAGUUGAUUUAUCCUCUUACUGCUGAUCAAGAGGUUGAGCCGCUAACUCGUGGUGGAAUGAUAGAGCUGUUGAAAAAUGUUGACCUUGAGUAUCUACUUGAUCGCUAUCCUCCGGACACAGAGGUCAAUUGGGGUGAGGAACUUUCUUUAGGAGAGCAACAGCGACUAGGAAUGGCAAGAUUGUUCUAUCAUAAGCCCAAGUUUGCGAUUCUUGAUGAAUGCACAAGUGCUGUGACAAUUGAUAUGGAAGAGCGUUUUUGUGCCAAAGUCCGGGCUAUGGGAACUUCAUGCAUCACAAUAUCCCAUCGCCCUGCAUUAGUUGCAUUUCAUGAUGUAGUGUUGUCCUUGGACGGUGAAGGGGGAUGGAGCGUUCACUACAAAAGGGAUGAAACUUUGGCAGAUGAUGAGAAUGCAAUGGAUAUUAGUAACGCUUUAGAGUCUAACCGCCAAAAUGAUGCAAUGACUGUACAACGAGCUUUUGCGACUAAUAAGAAGAGAUCUACAUUUGCUAGAUCAAACUCUGAAUCAUACAUAUCAGAGGUCAUUAGAGCAUCGCGUACUUUAGAUCGAGCUACAACUUUGCCCCAUGUUCCAGAACUUCAAAUAUCUCCAAGGAUGUUGCCAUUGAGAAUUGCUAACAUGUUUAAGAUAUUGGUACCUACUGUUCUUGAUAAACAGGGAGCACAGUUACUUGCAGUUGCAUUCUUGGUUGUCUCAAGAACAUGGGUCUCUGAUCGUAUUGCCUCUUUGAAUGGGACGACUGUAAAAUUUGUAUUGGAGCAGGACAAGGCAGCCUUUAUCCGUUUGAUUGGAGUCAGCGUUCUACAAAGUGGCGCUUCUUCUUUCAUUGCUCCUUCUAUAAGACAUUUGAAAGCUAGGUUGGCUCUUGGAUGGAGGAUCCGCUUGACUCAAUAUUUACUCAAGAAUUACUUAAGGAAAAAUGCUUUCUAUAAGGUUUUCCACAUGUCGAGCAAAAGCUUAGAUGCUGAUCAGAGACUAACUCAUGAUCUAGAAAAGUUAACCUCAGAUUUAUCCGGGCUUGUCACUGGAUUGGUGAAGCCUACUGUGGAUAUUCUAUGGUUCACUUGGAGAAUGAAGCUAUUAACUGGUCGUAGAGGUGUUGCUUUCUUAUAUGCGUAUAUGUUGCUUGGACUUGGAUUUCUGAGGAGCGUUACUCCUGAUUUUGGUGACCUCGCAAGUCAAGAACAACAACUUGAAGGAACUUUUAGGUUUAUGCAUGAGAGGUUGCGCACACAUGCAGAAUCUGUUGCUUUCUUUGGAGGGGGUGCGCGGGAAAAGACGAUGGUAGAAUCAAAAUUUGAGAAACUUCUUAAUCACUCGUUGCUUCUGAUGAAGAAGAAAUGGCGAUAUGGCAUUCUUGAUGACUUUGUCACCAAGCAGCUCCCGCAUAAUGUCACAUGGGGUUUGAGCUUAUUGUAUGCCUUGGAACAUAAGGGAGACCGAUCCUUGACUUCCACACAAGGUGAUCUUGCACAUGCAUUACGCUUCUUGGCAUCAGUUGUCUCUCAAAGCUUUUUAGCUUUUGGUGACAUUCUUGAGCUGCAUAAGAAAUUUGUUGAACUUUCUGGUGGUAUCAAUCGAAUUAUGGAGCUGGAUGAGUUCUUAGAUGCUGCUCACUCUGAACACUUGUCUCAAACUUCACUGGCAUCUGAGGGAAAUAGUGCGCUCUCUGAAGACACCAUCUCAUUUACUGAUGUUGACAUAAUCACCCCGUCCCAGAAAUUGUUGGCAAGGCGGUUGACGUGUGACAUUGUACCUGGAAGAAGUCUUCUUGUUACUGGUCCAAAUGGGAGUGGCAAAAGUUCAGUUUUCAGAGUACUUCGUGGUAUUUGGCCCAUUGUCAGUGGAAGACUCGUAAAACCAAACCAACUAUAUGAAAAGGGAAUCGAAUUUAAUUGUGGUAUAUUUGUUGUUCCACAACGACCAUAUACUUGCCUAGGAACCCUGAGGGAUCAGGUCAUUUAUCCUCUAUCACGUGAGGAAGCAGAGAUAAGAGGAGUGCAGAGGGAUGGAGGUCAUCACAGUUGUACUUCUUCAGAGGUAUUGGAUAUGCAGUUGAAAGUCAUACUAGAAAAUGUUAAGCUGACUUAUCUAUUGGAGAGGGAAGGCGGUUUGGGUGCUGCUUUAAAUUGGGAAGAUGUUCUCUCUCUAGGAGAGCAGCAGAGGUUAGGGAUGGCACGCUUAUUCUUCCACAAGCCUAAAUUUGCUAUCCUUGAUGAGUGCACCAAUGCCACAAGCGUUGAUGUGGAGGAGCACCUGUAUACGCUCGCUACUGAUCUAGGCAUUACAGUAGUUACUUCGUCACAGCGUCCUGCUUUAAUUCCAUUCCAUGCAUUGGAAUUGCGACUGAUAGAUGGAGAGGGUAGCUGGGAGCUUCGCAAAAUUAAGCAAUGACAAUGCUGUAUUUAAGAUCCGCGAGGUAGAUGAUAUGGCGAUGGUUGAUGCAAGCGGUUAUAAUUAUGUAGUGAAAUUAAUUGUUUUAAUUCAGAUUUCAGGGUUUAGCAAAGCAUUAUUUUGGCCCCAGAAAGAGAAAACCAUUCCCUUGAAAAAUAGGGAUAGAAACUGCUCACGGGCAAUCGGAAUCAAUAAUACUGCACAUAUAGAAAUGUAAGUUAUGUAACACAUAGAAUACUUCCUCUGUACAGGCUGUCAAUUAAUCUAAGUCAAAAUGUCAUUAUUGUAUAACUUGGAUUUCUUAAUCAAUUUUGUUUCCCGUC